Molecule: messenger RNA, 2776 nt
Organism: Xenia sp. Carnegie-2017
Lineage: Eukaryota; Metazoa; Cnidaria; Anthozoa; Malacalcyonacea; Xeniidae
Exons: 8
Coding region: 414-2210 (598 amino acids)
Molecular function (GO): protein binding; RNA nuclease activity
Source: RefSeq, a predicted model, not a curated record
UAUUUUACACCAGCGUCGUUUACGAAAUACGAACCAGUAUGCUGAACUUUGCUCUUAGUGAUUGAGAUGCCGCGCGUGAUAUGCAAAAUGUUUUUACGUUUACUAUGCAAAUAUUUGAUAAAAGAUGGUGAAAGAGUGCGUAGGUAGAAUCAUGCGCUUGCUACAGACGUCAUAUUGGGUGGUAUUGAUUACUUCCACGAUCACUUGAUAUUAAAAACUCAUUUGUAAACAUGCUUUGUUUUCGAUAGUCUUGAUUUGCUGACUUUGGGCCAAUAAUAUUGCUAAUUUUAUAUCACAAAUACUCUGAGGAAUAGACAAUUGUUGCAAAUUAAGAGAGCGAGCCAUAUUUAUUUGUAAAGUUAUAACGACAAGUCGUCUCAUAUUCAAACGAAGGUUGAAUAUACACUGAGUGAAUGCUUACAAAAAUGAGAGUUGCUUUUGGGAAGCGAAAUUGUUCAAAAUGCAAGAUGGUUGUCACCUGUUUUACCAUAAUUGCGAUGAUAUUUUUAUGGAUUGAAGGCACGUCAGGUGCAUUACAACCAAAUCUGACGAAAGUGGAAACUUGGGGUGAAACACAGAUCAGAGCAACUUGGCAACCGUUCCAUCAGUUCCAUGGUAAAGCUCAUUUCUACGAACUCUAUAUAGACGAUUAUCUGGAGUAUUUUGGCAACGAUCUUGUCUACAUUGCAAGACGUUUAACACCGGACACGUUGUACCAUUUCAAAUUGCGAUCUUGUCUUCAGGAAAGCCGUAUUUGUUCGCCAUUCUCAGAUCUUUUUCCUGGAGUAACAGCUUCUUCAAAUAAACGGAGAGUGACAAAAUCUUUAAUGAAAUGGACUAUAGUCUGCAUGAUGGCAAGUUGUCUUGCUGUUACUACGGCUCUUCUUGGUGUGAAGAUUACGAGGCGUUUGUGGAGAUCUUUUCUUUACAAAUAUGAUUAUCGUGCCGAAACAAAUAUAUGUCUUCCAAAAUGUAAUGCAAGCGAAAUACCGUUUGAUGAAGAGCCAGCGAAAUUUCCUCAAAAGAAAGAAGACAUGAAUCUAAACACAAGCAACGUUUCUUCAAACCGUAUGAGAAAUAAAUCCAUUAGAUUUUUGAAUAAUGAAGCUACUUUGUAUCAGCAUUGCAACGAAUUUGGAUCAUGUGCACAGAGUGAAACUUGUGCCAAAGAAGAAUCAAAAAUCUUUGUUGAUGAAGUAGAGAUCUUUAACGAGAUCAAAAGUUUGUCAAAAAAUCUUUGUCAUUAUGAAAAAAAUAAACUUAAUUUUGAGGAAGAUUGUAGGAGUGUGAAAACGAGCAUAUCCUAUCGUGGACACGUCAAAAGAAGAAAUAAUCUAUCGCUCACGGAUAAAGCAAACGUUCAAGAGAAUUCAUCUCAGUAUAAUAGCGUAAACUUUAAUCUAAAUAGAUCCUAUACGAGCCCUAAGUUAAGAGCAAAUAAAGACAUUGUUUUAAAACAAGACAAUCGUUGUCACAAGCGAACCCACUCUGAUGACAACAGAAUAUUUAAUUUGAGGAGAGCUAACGCGAUGACUAGGGCAGCAGUAGACUCAAAUAAUACAUCCAUGACAGCAGUAUGUGGAAGAAUGGUUCCUUCGAGCGAUGUUGUUAUAGUAGUAGACAACAGUAAUGUCUUCAUCGGUGCCCAAGAAUGUGCCACCAUACUGAACCCUUAUGAACGAAAACGUAACGUUCGCAUCAAAAUACAACAACUUGUGAAAGUAUUUCAAAAAGGGAGAACCGUUUCGCGUGCAUUUGUUCAAGGUUCCAGUCCUCCAAAAACUGAUCAAGUUUGGGAGGUUUAUAGAAGGCUCGGUUAUAGCGUUGAUGUAGAAGACAGAAGAGGAAAGGACGAACAAAGAGUUGAUGAAGGUCUUCAUCUUCAUAUUUAUAAGGCUAUUUUUGAACUAUCUCCUCGAACUCUGGUGAUCGCAAGUGGUGAUGGCAACAAAGGGAAGUCAGAAUGUGCUACUAGUUUCCCUGAGUGUGCAAAAGCCGCCAUAGAUCGAGGCUGGACAGUUGAGAUCCAUUCUUGGAAACAUUCAACCAGUUUAGAGUGGGCAAAAUUGGAAAAACUAUACCCACAACAAUUAAGUGUUCAUUUUCUUGACAGAUACCUCUUCAACGUUACAUUUGUUGAUGGAAAGUACGGUCGUAAAUGCAAGCAGUUCACGACAGAUUGGUAUGUCAAAACUCGUGGAAUCAACUAAGAGAAAUAACAAGAACACCAGCAACAACUAACAACAACAAUAACAUAAGAACAACAAUAACCAACAAACAGCAACAUUAACAAAAUAACAUAACAACAACAACAACAACAGUUCCUUCCUUAAUUGCCUUCAUGUGAAUGUAAGAUUUAAAUCGCCUAGUUAGUCAUGUUGAAACUAUCUGAACCCGUGCCAUUGAAAGAAGUGUUGAAUCGUAUAUUCCAAUGUAUAAAGUCUACAUUGAUUCAUAUCAUUGCAGGAUAGUUAUAUUUUCGAUGUUAGUGCAGUAGACUUUGGGAAAGUUCAAAUAAAUUGCAACAGAUUAUUUUUUGGAUACAUUUACAAAAAUACGGAGAAUUCCAAUUGUUCAAAUUAUUCAUUUUAAUUUUGAAUUUGAAACUUGCGUUGUCGGAUCGCUCCUUCUGCCCAGGUAAUGAAACAAAGUAUGAACUAAGAAUUCGCAGAGAACAAAUCUCCCCUGUCAACAUAAUCUUUGUGCUUCUUUACAUUUCACAUAAGCUGUUAAUUACGUCAGAAAAUAAAUUUCAAUUAAAAUUAAAUUUCUAAAA